CACGGAACCGGCGGGGGGGGCGGCGGCGGCGGCCACGGAGGCCCCCGGCGAGGCCGCCCCGCUGAGCCACAACCACGUCGCCGCCGCCUCCGCUGCCGCUGCUGCCGCCGGCGGCGGGGGGGAGGCGGAGGCGGCGGCCCCGUCGGCGGUGCCGUCCGGGGAGGCGGUGCUGCUGUACCGGGACAAGUCGAACCUGUACCCGGGCGGCGUGCAGGCGGGGCCCGGCGGGGCCGCGCUGCGCCCCAACGGGCAGACCAAGUCGCUGGUGCCGCAGCGGCUGGCGCUGGAGUACAUCGUGCCCUGCAUGAACAAGCACGGCAUCUGCGUGGUGGACGACUUCCUGGGCAAGGAGCUGGGCGGGCUGGUGGCCCAGGAGGUGCGGGCCCUGCACCACACCGGCCGCUUCACCGACGGGCAGCUCGUCAGCCAGAAGAGCGACUCGUCCAAGGACAUCCGCGGCGACAAGAUCACCUGGGUGGAGGGCAAGGAGCCGGGCUGCCAGACCAUCCGCCUGCUGAUGAACAGCAUGGACGAUCUGAUCCGCCACUGCAACGGCAAGCUGGGCAACUACCGCAUCAACGGCAGGACGAAAGUGAGUGGGGCGCGGGGGGCCUUCCCCCUAAAGGACGGGGUCAUGCAAGAGAGAAAUGAAGUCGAAGGCAGCAAACUCACUGGUCCUGCAGGAGUUGCAGUGUACGUGGGUGUUAUUCUUAGCAGUACAGAGGAGUAUGCCGUGGAGAUGCUGUAA
Oxyura jamaicensis (ruddy duck) is the source of this 748-nucleotide messenger RNA. Its product is annotated as egl nine homolog 1-like. Gene Ontology annotation, cellular component: cytoplasm; nucleus. The record is from RefSeq and is a predicted model, not a curated record. Lineage: Eukaryota; Metazoa; Chordata; Aves; Anseriformes; Anatidae. The transcript is spliced from 2 exons. The annotation marks the transcript as partial. Gene Ontology annotation, biological process: cellular response to hypoxia; peptidyl-proline hydroxylation to 4-hydroxy-L-proline. Gene Ontology annotation, molecular function: peptidyl-proline 4-dioxygenase activity; ferrous iron binding.